Messenger RNA from Ciona intestinalis (vase tunicate), 2004 nucleotides. The record is from RefSeq and is a predicted model, not a curated record. Lineage: Eukaryota; Metazoa; Chordata; Ascidiacea; Phlebobranchia; Cionidae.
AAUUGCACUUUGCUAUUAUUGCUAACGCUGCUCAAUUUUGUUUUUUCAGUGUAAGUUAAGUUAGGUUGUAGUGGGAGCAUGGCGCAUGAUAAAGCUCAACCCGCGUUUUGCCUCGGGGCAAACACGUUGUCCGUUCCCAUGAGUUUAUUCGCCGACAAUCGUAAGCGGUUAUGCAACAAACUACGAACAAUCGAUGUUCCAGAACAUUCCAUUGUUUUACUCCAAGGAGGGCAACAACAACAGCAAGAUUCUACCGAUCGUGACAUCACAUUCAGACAGGAAUCCUUCUUCCAAUGGUGUUUCGGUGUCAGCGAACCAGACUGCUUCGGUGCGAUUGACGUCACAUCCGGCAGAUCCGUUCUCUUCGUACCAAAGCUGCCUGUUGAAUACCGGGUGUGGAUGGGGGAGAUAUUUCCACCAAGUCACUUCCAAGCUAAAUAUCGGGUUGAUGACGUCAUGUUUGUUAAUGACAUCGCUACAAUCUUGAAAGAAAUGAAAGCUGGAACAUUACUUACUUUGAGUGGAUUAAACACCGAUAGUGGUCUCACCACGAGGGAAGCAGCAUUUGAUGGAAUUAGCAGUUUCAAAGUUGACAACAAACUGCUUCACCCGGUGAUCAGUGAGUGCCGUGUGAUCAAGUCCGAACAAGAACUUGAGGUUUUGCGAUACGUCAACCGCGUCAGUAGCGAAGCGCAUAAAGAGAUCAUGCGACGUAUACGCCCGGGGUGGAUGGAAUACCAGGCUGAAAGCUUAUUCAAGCACCACGUAUACACCCACGGAGGUUGCAGACAUGUUGCGUACACGUGUAUCGGCGCGACCGGUGACCAUUGCGCUGUGUUACAUUACGGGCACGCGGGGGCUCCUAAUGAUCGGCUGAUACAGGAUGGUGACAUGUGUUUAUUCGACAUGGGUGGGGAAUACUAUUGUUACGCGAGCGACAUCACUUGUUCAUACCCCGUCAACGGAAAGUUUACGAACGACCAGAAGUUGAUCUACAACGCUGUGUUGAAAGCUAACAGGGCCGUGCAGAAGGCUUUGAAGCCGGGUGUAUCAUGGGUUGAUAUGCACCUGCUUGCCGAUCGUGUGCAACUUGAAGAGUUAGUGAAGAUGGGAUUGUUGCACGGUGAUGUUGAUGCCAUGAUGGAUGUUCGCCUCGGUGCCGUGUUCAUGCCCCACGGCCUCGGACACUUCAUGGGGCACGACGUGCACGAUGUGGGGGGAUACCCUGAGGAAGGACCAACACGCCGAACCGAACCAGGUUUGAAAAGUUUGCGCACGGCUCGUACGAUGCAGGAGGGGAUGGUGCUGACCAUCGAACCCGGGAUUUAUUUCAACUGGCCGAUCAUACAAGAUGCUUUAAACAAUCCCCAAUUGUCGUGUUUCAUCAACGCACAAGAAAUACAGAGAUUUCAAAACUUUGGAGGGGUUCGCAUUGAAGAUGACAUCGCGAUAACAAGCGAGGGGAUGGAAAUGUUGACGUGCGUGCCACGUGACGUCGAUGCCAUCGAACAACUCAUGCGUGAAGGACGGGAGAGCGAAGACGUAUCAUUGGCUGGCACCUUGUUACCCAGUGUUAAGCAAUAAUAACAACUUUACAUCUGGCAACACUGGAAAAUCUUGUAAUUCAUCUGGCAACACUGGAAACACUUGUAAUUCAUCUGGAAACACUGAACAAACUUUUAAUUCUUCUGGAAACACUGGACAAACUUGUAAUUUAUCUGGCAACACUGGACAAACUUGUAAUUCAUCUGGCAACACUGUAAUUCAUCUGGCAACACUGGCUUCAAUCACCUGACACUUGUGCCAUACAAUAAUUAUAAACCACUUGCAUAAGUGAACGAAAUACAUUUCAACAAAGAUUUUAUUUUAAAUUGAUGUAAAUACCUCCUACUGAUUGUUGCAUUCAUUCAUUUAUGUGUAAAAUAUUACGAUUCAGUAUUUCAUCGAUAUGUUACUGAAAUACAUGUUCAUGAAACCGCAAUAAACUUUAAAUUGUGCAAUGAA